AUUAAAUAUGAGGAUGUACUAAGAAAAGUCUUUUCCUACUACCGAAACAGAUAUCCAGUGGUCAAUGAAGCGACUGCAUCUUCCACCAAUCUGAAUGCAAUUGAUCGAGCUCUUCACCAGUACAAGCGUCGCCGAUACAACCAACAAUUUAACUCGGACAAACAAUCACAGAAUCAUCAAUACAUUGAACUCCAGAAAUAUCUGGAUGAGGAGCGUUAGUCUUUUGUUACUUUCGAAUUUAUGAUGUUGUUAAUAAUUCUAACCAUGGUGACUUUGAAGCAACCUUACCACUUGGUUCAGUUCCUAAUGUCCUUGACUGGUGGCGUGAUAAUGCACCCCGUUUCCCGAUCCUUUCUCGAAUGGCCCGUGAUUUUCUAGGAGUUCCAGCAAGUGGUGUUGGUGUUGAGAAUAUUUUCAGUACUGCUCGGGAUGUUUGCCACUAUCGCCAUAACCGCCUUGCGCCCGAAACAAUCGAAGCAAUCAUGAUUCAAAUGUCUGCCGAUCGCUUUGAGCUGAAACGGGAAUACACAUUUCUUGAGGAUGAUGACAAUGAUGAGCAGAAGGAUGUUGGAUAUAAGGAUUUGAUCGUUGAAUUGGAAGUCAACUAUAUCGGUGACGAGGAGGAUUUAGGUGGAUUUGAGGAUGAUGAUGAGGAUGAUGGGCUCAACCUUCCUUCAAUGCAGUCUUACCAGCGAUGUUCUGCUAUUCAUCCAUCACUCACUAAUCCACAAGCUCAUUCCAUGACAAGCCAGCCAGAAAUUUCAAUCCCACAAUCUCAUCCUACAACAACCCGGCCACGUCGUGUUAUCCAUGAGCCAGGAUACUUUCAUCGCCUUGGUAAUGGUAAAUAACUGAUUGUCUAGUUAGAUUUAGUUGAUUUUUUAUCCAGAUUCAUCUUGGUGUUGCAAAAGGGGUUUUUCAUUCCCGCAGAGACUGCAAGAGUUGUUCCCCUUCAUUGUCGACACCAGAAGAUGUAGGGAGUUUCAAGGAUUUCAAGAUAGUUAUAUAAAAUUCC
Molecule: messenger RNA, 1015 nt
Organism: Aspergillus ruber CBS 135680
Lineage: Eukaryota; Fungi; Ascomycota; Eurotiomycetes; Eurotiales; Aspergillaceae
Exons: 3
Molecular function (GO): protein dimerization activity
Source: RefSeq, a predicted model, not a curated record